CUCAAGCAAGCGAGCAAGCUUAAGCCCCACCUCCUAGCAACAUGGAGACGGCCUACGUUGUCGUUCUGUCGUUCUUCUUCAUCGUUGCUAUCCACCGCCUUCUCAACCGCGGCGAAAGCAAGAAUAUGAGCAAGCAGCCGCUGCCACCGGGCCCUCGCGCCAUCCCGGUUCUCGGCCACUUACACCUCCUCGAGAAGCCGUACCACCUGGCGUUUAUGCGCCUCGCCGCGCGCUACGGGCCUGUGUUCUCCCUCCAGCUGGGCUCGCGCGCCGCCGUGGUCGUGUCCACCGCGGACUGCGCCAGGGAGUGCCUCGCAGAGCACGACGCGACGUUCGCGAACCGGCCGACCUACCCCACGCUGCACCUGAUGACCUACGGCGGCGCCACGAUCGGCCACAGCGCCUACGGCGCGCACUGGCGCCACGUCCGCCGCGUCGUAUCGUUGCACCUCCUGUCCCCGCAACGCGUGCUGUCCUCCAUGGUCCCCACCAUCACCGCGGAGGUGCGCGCCAUGGCGCGGAGGAUGUACCGCGCCGCCGCGGGCGGUGCCGCGAGGAUCGAGCUCAAGGGGAGGCUGCUCGAGCUCUCCCUCAGCACCCUGAUGGAGACCAUCGCGCAGACCAAGACGUACCGUCCCGCGGACGACGCGGACACGGACAUGUCGCCGGAGACCCAGGAGUUCAAGCAGCUGUUGGACGCUAUCAUCUCGCUUCUCGGGCUGACCAACGUGUUGGAAUUCCUGCCGGUGCUACAGACGUUCGACGUUUUGGGACUGAAGAAGAAGAUCGCGGCGGCGGCGGGCAGAAGGGACGCGUUCUUCCAGCGGCUCAUUGACGCGGAGCGGCGCAGGCUGGACGACGGCGUGGAGGGCCAGAAGAAGAGCAUGCUGGCCGUCCUGCUCGCUCUGCAGAAGUCGGAACCGGAGAAUUACACGGACGAGAAGAUCAUGGCUCUAUGCUUCUCCAUGUUCAUUGCCGGAACGGACUCCACGGCGACGGCGAUGGAAUGGGCCAUGUCGCUGCUGCUGAACCACCCCGAGGUCUUGAAGAAAGCGCGGGAGGAAAUCGACGCGCACGUGGGCAGCUCCCGGCUGCUGGGAGCGGACGACGUGCCGAGCCUCGGCUACCUCCACUGCGUCCUCAACGAGACGCUCCGGCUGUACCCGGUGGGGCCGACGCUGAUCCCGCACGAGUCCACGGCGGACUGCACGGUCGGCGGCUACCGCGUGCCGAGCGGCACGAUGCUGCUCGUCAACGUGUACGCCAUCCACAGGGACCCGGCGACGUGGCCGGACCCUGACGUCUUCCGGCCCGAGCGGUUCGAGGACGGCGGCGGCAGCGCCGAAGGGAGGCUCCUGAUACCGUUCGGGAUGGGGCGGCGCAAGUGCCCCGGAGAGACCAUGGCGCUGCAGAUCAUGGGGCUGGCCCUGGGGACCAUGAUCCAGUGCUUCGACUGGGGCGCGGUCGGAGGCGGAGGCGCUCCCAAAGUUGACAUGACCCAAGGCGGCGGGCUCACUCUCCCGCGGGCCGUUCCGCUGGAGGCCAUGUGCAAACCGCGCCAAGUCAUGCUUGAUGUCCUCCAGAAGCUGUGACACAAUCUACGUACGUACUCUGAGCGCACUACUGAAGAAAGUUGAUGAGUAUCAUCAUCAAAAGUUGUUGCCUUGCUAUCGUUAUUAAUUCGUAGGGCUAUAUGUAUUUGUGCUCCUUCCGUCGCUUCUAGAAACACCGUACCUGAAUAUCACAGCUAGUAAUAAUCAAAUAAGAUACCUUUUCCAGUUAUAUAAGAUGCAUGCAUGCAUCCAUGUAAGUGCCGCUUUCCUUUAAUUUGUCAGGAUAUGAUGACCGAAUAUAUCACAUGCAUAUAAUUUUCCAAUGCAAGCGUGACUUGGGGCAUCACGAUUCACGCGACACGCGCGGCACGGAAGCAAGGACCAAAAUUAUUAUAUCGUCAUGAUCUGGUGGAAAACUGUGGCCGUUCACGCUGCACGUUGACACGCAACUCGACUUCUCGGCGACUUGCCGGUGGUCGGCCCAGUGGCGAAGUUAGAGCAAUAACGUCGAAGAAAAAAAAACAGGGUGAGAAAGAAGACGGAGUAGUAUUACGUAAUGGAUGUGUAUAUAAGAUAAAAAUUACUUAUUAUUC
This is a messenger RNA of Zea mays, 2146 nucleotides long. RefSeq lists its product as uncharacterized. The record is from RefSeq and is marked provisional. The transcript has 2 exons. Gene Ontology annotation, molecular function: iron ion binding; monooxygenase activity; heme binding. The coding region runs from base 42 to 1592 and encodes 516 amino acids. NCBI's taxonomy places the organism in Eukaryota, Viridiplantae, Streptophyta, Magnoliopsida, Poales, Poaceae.